Messenger RNA from Lactuca saligna, 855 nucleotides. Lineage: Eukaryota; Viridiplantae; Streptophyta; Magnoliopsida; Asterales; Asteraceae. The record is from the annotation of a GenBank genome assembly.
AUGCUGAAAAGAGUUAAUCCCAACAACACAGUUCUAAUUACUUACUUACAAUCCAUUGAUACUUCUGUUGAAACCGGGGUUCUUUUGGCUAGAGAAGAAGAAAAGAAUACUAAACGUUCGAAGAAGGUUGUUGCUAAAUCUUCUAAGAAAUCUGUCAAAGAAUCUACAUCCACAAAGAGUCCGAAGAAAGUACUAAUUACAAAAGUCGAGCCAAUCCAACAAGAAGUUGUUGUCACUGAUACCCUAUCUACUCAAAAGGAAAUCAUUCGUUCAAAAACUGGUGCUCAUCCAAGAAUCAAGAUGAAGUCCAAGCAAAAGAGCCGAUCACCUCUAACUAAUGUUGUUCGCAAACGACAGGUUUCACAUCAAGGAGUUAUUUUUCAUGAAAUUCCUGCUCCUGCUUCACUGUCUUCUAAGAAGAGAAGGGCAACCGAUAUGGCCAAACACAUACUGAAGAAGAAGAAGGGUAGGGUGAUUAUUUCAUCAGAGUCUACUGCUGAUGAAAAUGAAACAAUUCCAGACACACCAGAAGCUGAUCUUCAGAAAGAUUCUUCUCAUAUUGCAUCAACUGAUGUAAUACCACCCAUAGUUUCGAUUGCUAAGACAGUUUAUAUGGAGGCACGAACUUCUGACAUUUUGGUAAACAUAUCUAAUAUGGAUGCAAGUGUCACAAUGUGUGAGGAUGCUUCGCAUGCUGAAAACAAAGUAACCAGUCUCAAAGUGGAUGGUAUGCUAAAGAUGGUUAAAGGGAGGCUUUCUUCGAAAUCUUCCAGAAUGAUCAAGGAUUCUGUGUCUCGUCUUCUGGAGAAAAUUAAUCUUUGUGAUCAAAACAAUGAGAUGAGGGUCAAUGCUUAG